AUGGCCGAGCCGAGUUUUAUAAUUAUGUUUUCAAUGUAUUUAGGUGCAGGACUUGACCUAUACUGGACUAAUUACCAUGAUGGAUCUUGUGGGUUUGGUGCGUAUGGAAAGACCGUCAACAAUGGUGAAGUCACUUCUGUCUCUAAGCUUUACCAAAAUGGAAGUGGUUGUGGAGCUUGCUAUCAGGUGAAGUGCAAAAUCCCAGCACAUUGCAGUGAGGAGGGAGUGAAGGUCGUGGUAACGAAUUAUCGCGCGGGAGGCAGAACAGACUUCAUAAUGAGCAAACGUGGCUUUGAAAAAUUGGCUCAUCCGGACAUGGGUGCAGAACUAUUUGCAUAUGGUGUAGUUGACGUUGAAUACAGAAGAGUUCAUUGUGAUUAUGGUCGUGACCUUGAGCUAAGUAUCCAUGAGAGUAGCAAUUACCCUUCCUACUUGGCCAUGGUUCCUUUAUUCAGUGAGGGAAUUUCUGAUAUCACUGGUAUAGACAUCGGGCUGGUGAAUAGCGGGGAAUGGAGGCCAAUGCGCCGGGCGUUUGGAACUGUAUUCGACAUUGUAAAUCCACCCAUGGGAUCUCUUCGCGCUAGAGUUCACUAUGCCAACCAGAAUCAAGUCAAGACAUCACAGUUAACCUUUGCCAUCCCUAGUGAUUGGAAGGCUGGAGUUGAAUAUGACACUGAAUCUCAACAUAAUUAA
Molecule: messenger RNA, 693 nt
Organism: Fraxinus pennsylvanica
Lineage: Eukaryota; Viridiplantae; Streptophyta; Magnoliopsida; Lamiales; Oleaceae
Source: the annotation of a GenBank genome assembly